Tripterygium wilfordii is the source of this 1033-nucleotide messenger RNA. RefSeq lists its product as uncharacterized. NCBI's taxonomy places the organism in Eukaryota, Viridiplantae, Streptophyta, Magnoliopsida, Celastrales, Celastraceae. The transcript has a single exon. The record is from RefSeq and is a predicted model, not a curated record. The coding region runs from base 85 to 660 and encodes 191 amino acids.
UCAAGACAAAUUCCUCUGUAAAUCCAUUGUUUCUUCCCAUUUCUUGUUCUUCUCUGCUCUAUUGUAAAUCGUAGUCUUCUCAAGAUGAGUGUUGCAGUUCUCAAUCCUCAAGAUUGCCUGAAGAAUUCCGUGUCUCGACAAGCUCUAAUUUCACCUCCCAGAAAACCUAACCCCAACCAGAAUCAGAACCAGAACCAGAACCAGAUUAGGUCAAACAGGGCGGCGCAACAAAAACGGAGGAAUAGGAGCCCCAACAAGUCACCUCAGUCACGCGCCAGCGUCUCCUCCAAGCUUCCGUCCAGAAAUAGCAGCCCCGACAAUAACAACAGUACCAACAGUAAGAGCCAGAAGCUCGUCAUGGGUCAGGUCAGGAUCCUUAAACGUGGCGAAGAGGUCAAGGAAGCGGCGCCGAUUAAAGCCAAAUCAGAUCUGAAUCUCGGUUCCACAGAGAGGUUAGGUCCAGAUCCCGAGUCUAUGAAAAACGAGAUCCGACUGACCCAUUCAGGCCCUGUCAACGGAUUUUACGCUGGUUCGGCGUUUAUCACCUCUCCUCCUCCUAGUUCCCUCCCUCUUCCUGCUUUCUUUACGAAGAAGACGACUGAUCUGAAAUAUGACGAUGCUACUAGCGAUCUAUGCAGGAUCCUAAAACUGAACUUUUAGUAUUGAGUUUGGUCGGAAAUAGUUGUGUGGAUUUGUUUGUACAUCACGGUAUGAGGUCUCCGUCCGUCGAUUAUUCCCUGAUUUUUUGUAAGGGAAGAUAUCGACUUUGUUGACUUACUGUUGUGGUAACCUAGAUUAGCUUGUGUCCUUAAUGUAAAGUUUAUUUUAGGAGUUAGUUUGAAGCUCAGAAGAGAUCAUUAGUGUUGAAGGUUAAUGGGUUAGAUAGUUUGUAAGUUAGUGAUAUAAGGGUCGAGUCUAGUCCGUAGUUUGCUGUGUUUUCUCGUACAAAUGAUCCUGGGUUAACUUGGUCGUCUCUCUGAAAUUUGUAGUUGCUUUGUUUUCUAAAUGAAAGUUUAUUUUCUUUGUUAGUGUU